Messenger RNA from Salvelinus fontinalis (brook trout), 3941 nucleotides. RefSeq names its product inhibitory synaptic factor 1-like. Lineage: Eukaryota; Metazoa; Chordata; Actinopteri; Salmoniformes; Salmonidae. The transcript is spliced from 3 exons. Gene Ontology annotation, cellular component: postsynaptic density. The record is from RefSeq and is a predicted model, not a curated record. Bases 2427 to 3428 code for a protein of 333 amino acids. Gene Ontology annotation, biological process: inhibitory postsynaptic potential.
UCCUCCCUCCACACAGUCAGAGCGUAGAAGCAAAGCAAGUUGUGCUGGCAGGAGCCUGAGCCUCGCGAUAAACCCUGGCAUCAGCCUGCCUUCAUCCGGCAGUCAGCGAGGACACUUAAGGGCGCAGGGGCAGAGAGACAGGACGGAGAGAGAGUGAGACAGACAGAGAGAGAGAGAGAGACAGAGUGGUGUCAGGAGCAGCCUCCAGAGGGCUCUGACUGGGCUCCAGAGGGCUCUCCACAGCUCUGUAUGCAGUAGCUCUUUCUGCUGUUUCCCGACGCCGGCAGGGUUCAUGAGGAUGGCGGGUGGCUUCUUCUUUCUCACAGCAUCGUCACUAGAGCAACGGUAGCAUCAGCAUCUACAGCAGCAACAGCUUCAGCCUCAGCAUCAUCAGUAGCAGCAGCAGCCGGAUCUAGACUCUGCUGCUGGUCCCUAUUCUUCAGCCGCCUCCUCUCUCUGGUGUCUAAGAGUGCUGCUGUUAAGGCCGUUCCGCCCACCUCCACUCCUGCCUCCUCCUCCAUCCUGCCUCCUCCUCCAUCCCGCCUCCUCCUCCACAUCUCCAUCCUCAACAUGCUCUCCUUUAUUCCUUCCAUUGAGCCACGGCACUGAAUUAAUUCUUCACCCUCUGACUGGAGCUGCUUUCUCUAGGAUGACAGUGUCAUGUGUGAUUGGCCAGCUUGCCCUCUGGCAGUAGCAUCAGCCUGGAUUCAGUGUGUGUCUCGCCCCCCUGCCUGUGCCUGGGCUCCGGCUGUCCCCGGGGAUGCGCUACUGGGAUUUACCUCUUACUGCUGGAUGGAGAUGGCGCAGGGCUUUCUGCCUUUUUGAAAACUGUUCACCAAAGGAGAAAUACACAGAUAAAAAGAAGGAGGAGAUAUAAUGAAUCAAUCAGCAGCACAACCAGGCAGACUGCUGGUCUCCCUUAGCAACAACUCAGGGAGCGAAAGAGAGAAGUGAAUCGUCUCUUCCUAUCUUCUCUGGUGUCUGGUUUCUGGGCGCACCCCUGCAGACCAGAGAGGACCAACAGUCAGAUCUGAAAGGGCAAGAUAAGGGACACUGCAUGGGCACGAAGGACACGCAAGUCACCCUAACGCCAGGGGAAGGACCCUCCUCUUCCUCCUUCUCUGGUUCAUCACCAUGUUGGUUUGUCAUUCUUCCCCUGCACGUUCUAUUCAUUAGUCACAUUUUACUCGCUAAGAUGUCCGUUUAUCCUCAUUCCUGCCACCUGGACUAAGCCCUGCCACUGAAGAACAGAUUGGACAUUCUUCACACACACACACACACACACACACACACACACACACACACACACACACACACACACACACACACACACACACACACACACACACACACACACACACACACACACACACACACACACACACACACACACACACACACACACACACACACACACACACACACACACACACAGAGAGACACUCACCCCUCCUCCUACCUUCCUUCCUCCUCUCUUUGAUGAGAAAUGAACAACACAUGUCGGUCAUCAUCUGAACAUAAAAUGGAUGGGUGCAGAAGUUGCUUUUGAUGUGGGCUAUUUCUUUAUUCCAUCAAGAUUAGUUUGUUCUCCCGUCACUUCUAAGAGAAAGGGAACACUGCAUGGCGGAGGACACAGGAGGAAUAUCUCUUGUUUUCAAAAGGAUUUCUUCUCCUCUCUCCCUCAAAAAGACAGAUGCCAAACUGAGGGAGUAUAUUUAGAAGGUAAAGCUUGUCCCUACUUCCUACCAAUAAUGUAGACCAAUAUCAUUAAAAAAAAUGAGCAACUGCUGGGAGUUCUACUUUUCUAUGCUUGGAUAUUCUGAUCUACAGGGGAGGCUGAACAUGAACCCCUUGUUCAGCUUGACAACCUGGGAUGCACUCUUUUACAGUAACCUGGCUGACACCAAGUCACUGCAUCGUACCCGCUAAAUAAGAUUGUAAAGGAAGGUGAGUGGGAGGGGAAAAUAGCAACUUCCUCUUACAGACGAUCUAAAUAAAUAUCCUCCUCAGAGACCGAUGCAAAAGUAUACACUGACACAUGAGAUGAGUAGGCUCUCUGGCUCAACACUAUUAUAUAAGGUGUUUUCACACACACCAUCUUAGCUCCUGUUAUUUUCUUCUUCCUCCUGUUCCGUGGAUCUAACUUGAGUUUUUUCAUGUUUCUUUUGGCUUCAUUUUUGGUACUAUCCAUCCUGGAGCCAUGGAUGGCGGAGGGUAACGCCAGGGGGUUGAGCGCUCAGGCCAGACAAGGUCUUUUGGCUGUCCAGGGGCUUUUAAGAUGUUGAGGUCUCCCUGCGUGGCCGGGGCCCCUGUUCGGAUCAGUAGCAAUGAGGCUCCUCGCAGCCAUAGACAUGGACCCCGACUCGGCUCCCCCCCGCCCCUGCCAUCAGCCCGCCGGCCCCUGGCCCCAAGUCGCCCUGUGAAGGAUGUCCCUCAGCAGAGCUCCGGCCCGGGACACCUCUGAGACCCCCAGCCAGACCCCCAGAGAACGCAUCCGCAGCCACAUGAAGAUGGUGAUCAACCAGCUGGACGGCAUUCUCAAAGAGCUCAAGGAUGUGGCCAAGGAACUCCGGGAGGUGGUGGGUCAGAUCGACAAGCUGACGUCAGACUUUGACUUUGACCUGGAGCCAGAUGACUGGACAGUGGCCACAGCGAGUAGCACGUCUAGCAGCGAGAGGGGCCUGGGAGAGGCCUUCAGGCUGGACUUCCUCAACCCUGACGUGCUCCCAGACAGCUGGGAGUUCUGCAGCUAUCUGGAGGCCUCCGUCGCUGCAGCAAACGCCGCCCACAAAGCAGCGCCAACGGUGCAGCCCAAGGAUGCAGGGCUGGAGCCGGGGGCGGGGGCGGAAUGUGGGUGCAUCCCCACCCAGACCCAGACCCCGCCACCCACAACCGCCUCAGCCUACUCCCAAAUGAAUGGGGGGCUGCCCAUCCCUAACGGACCUCUCAUAGUCACCCCAGACUCAUCCAGCGCCAGCGAAGAGGCUUCCAGCUCCACACACAGCCACAAGACCUCCCGCACGUCCGGCACCAGAGAUAGAGUCCGCUUCAGUGACAAGAUCCUAUACCACGCGUUGUGCUGUGAUGAUGACGAGGAGGAUGAAGAGGAGAGAGAUGAGGAGAAGGGCGGCUGUGCGACCCCAGACACUGACGACAGUGAGCCCAGUUCUAGUCAAGCCGGCUCGCCCACACCACCGCUCUCCUCCUCAGAGCACUCCGUCCUCCAUAACUGUCUGGACCCUUCUUAUGUCUCGUUACCAGUGAACGUGGCAGCGGGGACUCAUACGCUGCCUAGAAAAGGUCUUCUCAAUCCCGCAAGCUGCCGAAAAAAACUGCUACGGAACAGCAGCACACAGACUGUUUCAGAUAAAAGCACCCAAACUGUACUGCCCUAUAUUCCAGCCAAACAGAAAACAAAGGACCACUGAGAAACAUUAACUUUACAACAACAGAACUAAUGAAAAAGGACUGUGUACUAUUUAAUAUUAAAUGCAUAGAUCAUAGAUUAAUACACAACUAAAUAAAUACAUAUUAAUUACUAAAUAAAUACAUGAUAUGGGAAAUUACUCACCUACCUAAAGUCAUUAUGAGGCUCAGGGAAAUAAAGGAUAAAGGCAGUUCCUUAAGGCAGUAAAAGAGAGAAAAGGGAUAUUGACGGACCAAAAGGCUAGUGCCUGCUAAUGUUAAGAAAUGGACCGGAUGGAUUCCUUAUUUAUAAUCAUUUGCAACACUUAUUGAGAUGACUGAAGCAAUCACUUUUCUAGGAAGUUGAAAUUGUUCUGAAAUCGGAAAGUAAGUGUGAAGAGGUAAUUUCCCUCCUCGUACACCAGUAUAAAUCACAAGAAAAUAUAUUGCUUGUUCUUUAAGAUGUGGUUAAAAAAUACUGCACAUUCUGUAAACUGAGAAUCUGUAUAAACAUUGUCUUUUUCAUCUUCCAAUUA